Molecule: messenger RNA, 4831 nt
Organism: Stomoxys calcitrans (stable fly)
Lineage: Eukaryota; Metazoa; Arthropoda; Insecta; Diptera; Muscidae
Gene: Sox15
Product: putative transcription factor SOX-15
Exons: 4
Coding region: 1753-4578 (941 amino acids)
Biological process (GO): anatomical structure morphogenesis; cell differentiation; regulation of DNA-templated transcription
Molecular function (GO): RNA polymerase II cis-regulatory region sequence-specific DNA binding; DNA-binding transcription factor activity, RNA polymerase II-specific
Source: RefSeq, a predicted model, not a curated record
CUACAACAAUCAAAAGUCCAAACUAAAGACUUAAGAAAAAAACCUUAAAAAAUAUUCAAAGUGUUGCGCUUUGUGUUUUUUUUUUGUUUGUGCUAUGGGUCUUGCCUUGGUGUUGGGCUUUCCCAAGAGCAUAGAGAGAUACUUGUAGAGUGGCCUGGCCGAGGGAGGCUUGAUUGCUUUUUGACUGCAACCAUCCAUCGAGCGACAGCCAAACAGCGACACUGCCACCAUCACCACCACCACCACCAUCAUCAGUAUCAGCACAAAGGCAUGUAAAUUGCAGAGCCCUUGAUUUUAAGCACCAGAUACGUUCAUUAAGUCUGUGCAAGACGUUCCGCAAUCUGAAAACGCGUUUCUUAAAGCCGCGGCAACGUUUGCAUGUUGAUAUAUGUGUGUGUGUGUGUGUUUUUUUUGUAUUUUCAUCAUCUUCAUCAUCGUGUCUUCGAUUGAUCGCUCGCUUAUACUACGUUCGCCGCCCGUUGGCUGGCUGCUAAGCUCCUUCGUAUUAUGUGCCAGCCAGCCGUCUGUCCGUUUAUAUGUCAACUAUCGCUGUUGUCGUUGUGUGCCACCCAAAAUGUGAUUUCGAAAAUUCAUCCAAAUGGCAAUAAAGUAUUCAAAUUAAAAGAAAAUUAAAGAUCAGAUGAGAUAUUUUAACGCAAAUUGCUUGCAAAUUAAAUUGCCGUGUACAUAACAAAGAGAACAAAAAAAAGGAGAGAAAAAUCUUGAUAAAGUCUGUUUAACACAAAACAGAAUGUGAAUAAGAAAAGAUCAAAAAAAAAAGUGUUGCUGCGGAAUAUUUGUGCCCAAUUAUGGAAUGUUUUGGAAAAACGGCAUCGACAUGUGAAGAAUGAUGGAUAAAUAAAAAAUAUACAAAAAAUAUCAAAAAUAUCGAAAAAUUUGAAUAAUAUUUUGACAAAAAGUGAAUUUGUGAAGAAACUUUGUAUGCUAUUUCAAAUACCAGUGCAGCAAAGAUUUAUUUAAAAUAAUAAAAGAAAAACCGAAAGAAAAAAACAACCAAAGGCCCAAAGUCUAACUACUCUUGUUUGGAGUGCGCGUGUGAAUUUCAGCGUGUGUGUAUGUGUGUGUGUGUGCGCGAAAAACUAAGAAAAUUGAAAUUGGGAACAAAAAACGAAGCACUUGCUGUGUUGUUGUUGGUUUUGUUAAAGGGAAAAUCUAACGGAAAAAUGCAACAUUGAACAAAAUGCUUUUGGCCCUACAACAAGCACAACAACGCCAACCUGCACAACAAAUAGACCAACAACCAUUAUUUUGGUCACUAUCACCAACACUAACUCAUUCAACUCCACCAUCAACAACCACAUCAAGAGUUUUAUCAUCAUCAUCAUUGUUAACUUCAUCAUUAUUGCUUUUAUUAAGGCGGCCAAGCAACAAACAGCAACAACAAAGGCUCUACAGUAAAGAAAAUUUAUUUUUAAAACAAACUUUUCACGUUGGUCUUAAAGUUAUUGUUUUUUAUUGCCGCCAUCGCAGUCGCUUUGGCUGUGUCAACGUCACCAUCAACAUCAACGCCGUCAAGAGCUGUGCCACCAGUGCCGACUUUAUUGUCGCUGCCAACGUCACCGCCACUUCGACCACCACCACCACCACCACCACCCCCGUUAGCUGCUAUAAUACAUCACCUGUACGACAUACGACUCUUACCGUUGCAGAAAAGAAAACUACAACAUCAGGCCAAAAGCAACAACGACGCAAAGAGAAGACGACGACUACGACAACUACGACUAGCGUAAAAUGGAACCCUCAUAUGAUCACGAACAUCCACAUCAUCCACAUCAACAACAACAACAACAGCAGCAGCAACAACAACAUCUGCUAACAAAUUACAAUUCAAAAAAAUACAACUCUCCCAUAAAUCGUACCCCUGAAUAUCAGCCGAACUCCAGUACAGGAGGCGAUUUACAUGAACAGCCUUCUUUACUUGCCGACGGUCGUUUAAGCUCAAUGCAUGAGGCAGCUUCGGCAGCAGCAUCAACAUCCAAUAGCGACAUAGCCUACCAAUAUCGCCAUGGCAGUGAGCAUUCCUCAUCCAGCCUGCAUUCACCGGUAGUGGUGCAUCAUUCCACCUCCAGAUCCACACCCACACACAGCAACAACAACAAUAGUUAUGAGGGGGGCGAACAUAUGCAGCAAGAGGCUCAUGUUUCGGGAGCUGCUGUUUCAUUACCUUUAACCUCACAGUGUCACAAUUCGGUGAUAAUGUCCCAUUCAUAUAUGGGCUCAACACCAUCGCCGGUACCAGCUGGGCACCAGCAGCAACAACAGCAAUUGCAACAGCAACAACAUUUAAUUGGCACCAGCAUGCCAGGUACCAUGUUGGCCAAUAACAGCAGUAGCCCCUCAUCCUCUUCCAACGCCACUAUGCUGAAUAAAUAUCUGACACAUCCAAAUAUGAUGUCAAUUGCCAUGUCUUCGGAUACCGAAGAUUAUGGUGGCCACAUGGGUAUUGGUGGCGGUGGUGGUGGUGGCGUUGGACCAUCAGUGAUGGGGCCGGGUCAUCAAGCUAACCUGAUGGAUAGUCCCAUGUGGGCCUAUGACUACAAGGGAGAGUUGUGUGCCGCCAAUGCCAGUUAUCUGGAACGGCACAAAUUAGUCAACGAAGUCAAGUUUCGAGCCGUAGCCAGCAAUCAGUCCAAAUGUGCCAAAGAAGCCAGAAUACGAAGGCCCAUGAAUGCCUUUAUGGUGUGGGCCAAAAUUGAGCGCAAGAAAUUGGCCGAUGAGAAUCCCGAUUUACACAAUGCCGAUCUGAGUAAAAUGUUGGGUAAAAAAUGGCGUUCUCUGACACCUCAGGAUCGCCGGCCCUAUGUGGAGGAGGCCGAACGUCUGCGCGUCAUACACAUGACCGAACAUCCCAACUACAAGUAUAGACCUCGCAGAAGGAAACAAUCGAAAAUACGCUCGCUACAAACGAAUGGUGUGGCCAAGGAGCAAAACGGCUCGGCCGGUGCUCAAUCGCCCAAUAAGAAUGCCCAGCAUGCCAACAAUCAGGUGAAGUCUUCUGCCACCCCACCUUCCAAUUCCAUGUCUUCUGGGACUUUUGAUACCAAUUCCAAUCAAAGAAACUCAACACCUCAAAUGCAAAUACCACCCACAAGUGGAGCCCCUACCAACAGCAGUGCCUCCCUCUAUGAGCAAACACUGAGGCCCAACUAUUCGCCCAGUUCUUUGGAUUGCUACAGUAACCCUGAUAUGACAACUGGUGGAGGAGAUAACCACAACGACUAUAUGAAUUGUCAGCCACCCACAUCGCAAGGCCAUGAGUUGAACUCAAGAUCAGGUCACAACUUUACUCUGGAAGAGCCCAGCAAUGGGGUGAACUCUACUGCGGCCUACAAGAAAAGCUGUGGCCGCAAUGCAGCGCUGAAUGCUGCAAAAACUCCAGCCAGAAAUCGCUCCUCGGGGGGUUUAGGCAAUAAUGCGGCAGCGAAUAAAACCUCCAAGGAUUCGCAGAAGACCAAGGACAAUGACAGUACAAUACAAUCGCAUUCGUAUCCCCUUAGUGCCACCUCAAUGUCUGUGGUGGCUGGUCGGGGCAUGUAUGUGACCUGCACCAAUCGUGGUCUACUAGAUCAUGGCCAUUCGGUUAAGGGUACUUUCUAUCCGCCAGUAUCCUCUUUGGAUGAGGACAAACAUCAUAUAAGCAGUCACACCAAUGUGAUGAGUUCUACGGCGCCACCUCCCACCUCCAACAUUCACUUGGGCUCCAUGGCCUAUGCCUCGCAACAUGCCCAUGCACAUGUGCAUCAGAGUGAUUUGGGUUUCUCGCAGGCCAGUGUAACUGCCACUGGCGAUUAUCUGGUGGCUUCCAAUGCCUACAAUGUCAGUCCCAAUGUAACAUAUGAGGAUUAUUUGCGUUACACCUCCUCGGCGGCAGCAGCUGCCCAUGGAGCACAAUUUGCCGAAAGCGAUUAUGUUUCGGCCACCGGAGAUAGUGCGGCAGCCAACAACCUGGAUGAGGAAACUCUGAAAACGCUUAAGCAGAGCAAAUAUCCUGACUCGAAUCAUAAUUACGAUGGCUACGAAACAUUCAAUCCCAUGGUGGUGUCCACCUCUAGUGGCACUUACUACAGCCAAUUGCCCUAUUCGCUGGCCGGACAAUCAUUUCCCCUACAAUUGGCGCUGCCUUUGCAGCAGUCUCCUCUGUCGAGUGGAGUUUAUGGCCAAGUGGCGGCACACAAUCAAAAUCAAAGUUAUCUCCACUACAAUCACUAUAGUCCACAAUUGACAACACAAAUGUCCCAUUUAAACGAGGGAGCGGGUACUCCACCCUCCCAAUUGGGUGGUGGUUUGAAUAUGACACAAACAUCCACAAAUUCAACAACUUUGGCCAACAGCCUGGUUCAAUCUUCAGCAUCCUCGUCCUCUAGUUCGGCAUAUACACCCCAUCCGCAUGGCCACCAUCAUCAUCACCAUCACCACCAUCAUCCCCAGGUGUAUGCAGGUGCUGUGCCCAAUACAGGCGCUGUUUUGGGGGUGGGUGAAAUGCUACUGGAGUCGCGACGUGAUGAAGAGAUUAGCAAUAUAUUGGCUGGAGUACGCAAAACCUGCUAUAGCAAUUGAGAAGAGGAUCUGCUAAAGAUCUUCUUAAAUAAAGACAACUUUUAACAUGCAUUCUCUUAGAAAAUUGAUGCUUGUUAUGCUCUUUCUCGCCUUAAGAUUAAAAGAUAGUAUUUUUUCUAUUUAUAAAGUUUGUAUACCCUUUAGUUGUAUUAGUAGUAGAGUGCUUAUGUGUGAGUGUACUUUGCCCCUGGAACUCGGUGGUUUACCCCCCACAAUUGAAUUUUUGUUAAUUUUUUUGUAAAAGAAUUUUGUU